Messenger RNA from Brienomyrus brachyistius, 2556 nucleotides. It is a transcript of the gene gabpa, whose product is annotated as GA binding protein transcription factor subunit alpha. NCBI's taxonomy places the organism in Eukaryota, Metazoa, Chordata, Actinopteri, Osteoglossiformes, Mormyridae. Gene Ontology annotation, molecular function: DNA-binding transcription factor activity, RNA polymerase II-specific; sequence-specific DNA binding. The transcript has 10 exons. The record is from RefSeq and is a predicted model, not a curated record. Bases 660 to 2036 code for a protein of 458 amino acids. Gene Ontology annotation, cellular component: nucleus. Gene Ontology annotation, biological process: regulation of transcription by RNA polymerase II; cell differentiation.
CCAUCACCCGACUUCGCUUCGUUUCCGUUUCUCCCAUUUCCGUUUCUUUAACUACGCACUUUUGAAAAUAAAAUCCGGCAAACAAGGCGGCCGGGUUGAGGGGAAGGAAGCGGACAUGUCGCAUUUUUGCCACUUUUUAAGGAGGUUAUCUGCCCGCCGUUGGGCUGCUAUGGGGCCGGGAAUUCGGGCAUUUUGUUUCGUCGCCUGGACGGUCUGAUGGGGUGCGGUUGCCCAGCUCACCCGAAACUCAGCGCCCCCCUUACUGUAUUCCCGGGGGUCCCGUUGCAUGUGUUUACGGGGUGAAAUGUAUAAAGUGGGCUGAAUGCAGGCUUGCCGCUCGCCAGCAGCCCAUUUCGGGACUCGCUUUCUCCACCCACUUGCGCAUUUUGUGCCACGGAAAGCAGAAGGCGCGCCGUGCGAGGCCUGGCCGGUCCCGGAGAGCCUCGGCCUUGCGUACGCAGUUUUACGCUGUCAGGGCAGAGCUGUGUAUCACCGGAUAAACGCAGAAGCGCGCGCUGCUGGUGCCGUAGGCGUCCAUAGUCUGGGUGGUGGCUGCAUCCAGAUGCCUUCUUUCUCUUAAAACGUGCGUGCGUUUAAAAGUUGAGCAUUUCGGAGAUUGAAGAUUACUGGACAUUUCAAACAUUUCGCCAAAGGACGGAAUGGCAGAUACGUUUGCAAGGUUUGCUUCAGCCAUGUCUAAAGGCGAGACAGAAGAGCUGAUAGAAAUAGAAAUUGAUGGACAGGAGAAACAGGAAUGCAUGGAGGAAGGGGUAGAGGAGCAGACGUUAACAGCUGCGGAGUUUGUGACACAAGCCAUUGACAUCAAUGAGCCAAUCGGCAACCUGAAGAAGCUGCUGGAGCCCCGCCUCCAGUGCUCCUUAGAUGGGCAUGAGAUUUGUCUGCAGGACAUACAGCUUGACCCCGACCAAAGCUUGUUUGAUCAGGGAGUGAAAACAGAUGGCACAGUCCAACUCAGUGUGCAGGUCAUCUCCAGACAAGGGGUCGAGCCCAAGUUGAACAUUCUGGAAAUUGUGAAGCCGGUCGAGACGGUGGAGGUGGUCAUCGACCCAGAUGCGGCCGUGGGUGAGGAAGGCCAGCUGGUGGAGGAGGGGCAGGUCAUCACUCUGGACCGCUCCGGCAUCGCGGACGACACCUCAGAGCAAGUGACCCGCUGGGCAGCUGCUCUAGAGGGCUACAGGAAGGAGCAGGUCCGGCUGGGCAUCCCCUACGACCCGGUCCAAUGGAGCGCCGACCAGGUGAUCCACUGGGCAGUGUGGGUGAUGAAGGAGUUCAGCAUGGUGGAUGUGGACGUGGGGACCAUCCACAUCUCGGGCCGGGAGCUCUGCUCCUUCUCCCAGGAGGACUUCCUCCAGAGGGUGCCACACGGGGAGAUCCUGUGGAGCCAUCUGGAGCUGCUGCGGAAGUACGUGCUCGCCAGUCAGGACCAAUCGGGCCAGAUCGCCACGGUGACCAUUGAUCAGCCGGUGCAGAUCAUCCCGGCAUCUGUGCAGCAGACCCCUUCCGGGACCAUCAAGGUCCUGACCACCAAGCAGGGCAAAGUACAGAGAUCGCCCCGCAUCUCUGGCGGGGAGGACCGUAGCUCGCCGGGAAACCGCACAGGGAACAACGGGCAAAUCCAGCUGUGGCAGUUCCUGCUGGAGCUGCUGACGGACAAGGACGCGCGUGACUGCAUCUCCUGGGUGGGAGAUGACGGCGAGUUCAAGCUGAACCAGCCGGAGCUGGUGGCCCACAAGUGGGGGCAAAGGAAGAACAAGCCCACCAUGAACUACGAGAAGCUAAGCCGUGCGCUCAGGUAUUACUACGACGGGGACAUGAUAUGCAAGGUGCAGGGCAAGAGGUUCGUGUACAAGUUUGUGUGCGACCUGAAGACGCUGAUUGGCUACAGCGCGGCUGAGCUGAACCACUUGGUGACGGAGUGCGAGCAGAAGAAGCUGGCCCGCAUGCAACUGCAUGGCCUGGCCCAGCCCGUUACCACAGUGACGCUUGCCACCGCCGCCCUCGAGAAGGACAGCUGAGAUGGAGAAGUGUGCAGGAGUGGGGGGAUAGCAGCAGCCAUCAUAGGUGGUGUGGAGGUACGGGGUCCGUGGGGAAGAGCACCCCCCCUCCCCCAAGCGUCUGUAAAAGUGUGAUUGGCAGAGGAAGCGUGUGAAGCGUGUGUACGUGUAUGAGUGCCACUGUUUGCAAGGCGUCAAAUUCUUGGGAUGUUGGACAUCAGUUCUUCGGCGGAGGAGAGCGGCUUUGAGAGAAAAGCGUUCCAGGUUGAAUCCACCUCCAAGUCUGAAAUGUACAGGCUUGGUGCCUGGCUUUGUGUGUGAGAGUGAAUGAGAUCACGUCUGUAUCCAGGGUGUGUUUGACUUGUACUCAGGUUAGGAGGCAAACCUGCUUCAGCAUUUCCAUUGUAUAUACAUAUGUUUUUGAUAGCCACCAGGGCAGUGUAUUUUCAGUUUGUAAAAGUACUUUUUCCUUUUAGCAUUUCCCCAAUGCAUGGACCUUUCCUGUCCACUGGGGGGCAAUAAAAAGGCAUGUCUUUUCUUA